Messenger RNA from Metopolophium dirhodum (rose-grain aphid), 3089 nucleotides. Its product is annotated as 52 kDa repressor of the inhibitor of the protein kinase-like. NCBI's taxonomy places the organism in Eukaryota, Metazoa, Arthropoda, Insecta, Hemiptera, Aphididae. The record is from RefSeq and is a predicted model, not a curated record. Bases 2035 to 2886 code for a protein of 283 amino acids. The transcript has 10 exons. Gene Ontology annotation, molecular function: protein dimerization activity.
CCCAUAAACCUUAAUAUACCUACUAGUAUGCAAACCGCAACUGUAAUUACCUGUAAUCAGUAAUCACAAAUCACAACUAACGAUGUAUGAAAUCUGAUAUUAUUAUAAUUAAUGAGGAGUGAAUAUAGGCAAAAUUAUACACAAUCUCUUAUCUCAGUGGAACAAAUGAUAACGUUUGUCCCUGAUUUGUAUCCACAGUGUCAUGUAUUCUAUUAUUAGAUCAUAAACAAAUGUACGAUAUUUUGAUAAUAUGAUCUAAUAUACCUAACCUAUAGUAGGUAAUAUUCUAUUACACAGUAAUUGUUUUAUGUUUAUGAUAAUCAUUAAUUUAUGCACACUAUUCGGUGUUCUGUUUAUACUUCAUUGCUCAAAUGAUAAUAAAUUGAGUAUUAAAACAACUAUUUAAGAAAUAUUAUAUUAAUUCGUGAUUGAAAGUGAUAUUUUAUGGUCAAAUUUACUUUUAUUUAUAUACGGUAUUUUAUUUUUCAAUAUAAUUUACCUACUUUUUUCAAUGACAUCAAAAAAGAAUACCUUGUUAUCAUUUUUCACAAACAAUAAAAAAAUUCGAAGAGAAAAUGAAAAUAACGAGACUGAAGUAAGUGCUAAUUUUUGUGAAAUUUGAAAUGUAAAUUCAAGUUUUUGUGAUAUUUAGGUGAACUCACCAGUAAGAAAAAUUACAGAAGUAAACAAGUCUGCAUGUACCACAAAUUCUUUAGAAAGUUUUAGUGAGGCAUCGAAUUCACGAUUACAGCAAGUGCUAACUAAUCUAUGGGUACCAGAUGUUGAAUAUAAAUUCCCAUUGCUUGCAAAAAAUGAAAAACGUGGCUUAAGAUUUCAGCAUAAAUGGCUAAAAGAAUUUAAUUGGCUGGCGUAUUCAAAUGUCAAAAAUGGGACAUUCUGUAAAUACUGUGUACUGUUUGCAAAAAAUGGUGGUGUUGGAAGCCAGCCUUUGGGUAGCCUUGUUACUGUUGCUUUCAGCAACUGGAAGAAGGCAAAAGAGACUUUUCGGGCUCGUGGAAGUUUGAAAUAUCAUACAUUGUCUGUUCUAGACUCUGAACACUUUUUAAAAUAAUAGAAAAAAAGGAACUGUCUAUAAUAGAACGCAUAGAUAAUAAUAGAAUGGUACAAAUUGAAGAAAAUAGAAGGAAAAUAGGACCAAUUAUUGAGUGUAUAAUUCUAUGUGGUAAAGAAGAGUUGGCUUUGAGAGGACAUAGAGAUUUUGGUGAUAUCUUAGUAGAUGAUGAUUCAAGGCAAGGCCAUUUCCGUGGUAUUCUCAAGUACAGAGCAAAAGGAGAUGAAUUUUUGCGUAAUGUUCUUGAGGGUUCAGGGAAACGUAAUAAAUAUACGAGUCCAAUUAUACAAAAUGAAAUAAUUCAGUCAUGUAACACAAUUUUACUAAGGAAACUAGUUAAUGUGAUUAAUAAAUCUAAAUGUUUCUCUGUUAUGGCUGAUGAAACAACCGACAUAUCGACUAAAGAGCAACUCAGUAUAUGUGUUUGAUAUAUUGAUAAAAACAAUAAGUUGCAUGAGAACUUUUUACGAUUUUUUGAAAUUGAUAGCUUGACUGGUUAUGACUUGGCUAACUCAAUAUUAAAUGGCUUAAACAGAUGUGGAAUUGAUUGCAAUUAUUUAUAUGGCCAAGGCUAUGAUGGGGCCAGUAAUAUGGCUGGUCGAUUUAAAGGAGUACAGACUAUUGUGAAAUCUAAAUACCCCAACGCUAUAUAAUAUGUACAUUGUGCAGCACAUUCGCUGAAUUUAGCUGUUUCAACAGCUAGUGGUAUAAAACCUAUCAGAAAUUGUUUGGGGGUGAUCGAAAAAGUUUAUAAUUUUUUCAAUACCCCUAAAAGAAAUUCUGUUCUUUUAAAUACCAUUGAGAAUUCAAAUAAUGCACCCCAAGUAAAACAACUCAAACGGCUUUGUGCUACUCGUUGGAUUCAACGUUAUGAUUCUGUAAAUGAUUUUUCUGAACUAUUUUCAUUUGUUCUCAAUGCGUUAGACAUUAUAUCUGAUUGGAAAGAAUCAACAGAUGCUGAAAUGCUUCAGAAAGCGUUAAAAGAUUCAGAGUUUAUGAUUUCUUUGAUUGUUAUAAAGGUAUUAUUUUCUUAUGGACUUCUGCUGUGUAAACAAUUGCAAAAAGUUCAAAUUGAUUUGAAAAAGACAAUACUCAUAGUAGAAAAUGUAAUAGCUACUUUAAAAUGUAUCAGAGAAAAUAAUGAAAUAGAAUUCAAAAUUAUCUAUAAUAAUGUCAAAAAAAUGGCAGAUGAUGUUGGAAUUGAAUUGCUAGAGAAAAGAAUUUCUUCUAAACAAACACAUAGAGCUAAUCCAAAUUUACAAAAUCAUUCUACCGAACAAUACUAUCGUGUAACAGUAUUUUUACCAUAUAUUGAUUACUUUAUAUCACAACUUACUGAGCGUUUUAUAAAUCAUAAAAGUAUUUUUGAAGGGUUCGAUUGCAUUUUUAAAACCCAGCCAUUGCCACUAGAGAUAAAUGACCGAGAACAAUUUAAUAAGCUUGUGAACAUAUAUUCACCCGUUGUAGAUAAAUUCAAUAGCAUAGCCGAAUUCAAUAUGUGGAAAACAAAACUAUUUACAGAUAAUAUCAUUCUUAGUUCAGGAUUACAGGCAUUAGAAAUUUGUGAUAAAGAAUUUUAUCCCAACAUUUACAUGUUGAUAAAAAUAUUUUGUACGCUUCCAGUGUCAACAACAACUCCUGAACGAUCAUUCUCUAAUUUAAAAAGAAUUAAAACUUAUCUCAGGAAUAGUAUGAAUGAAACUAGACUGAAUGGAUUGGCUCUAUUAGCAUGCCAUACAGAAACAAAGAUUACACCAGAUGAAGUCAUUGAUGAAUUGUCUCUGAAAAAUAGAAGACUGGAGUUUGUUUUGUAAAAUCACUGCAAAUAAAUGGCUAUAUGUGCCUAUGUGUUAUAUAUACCUAUGUAGAUAAUAGAUAUCAAUGAUCAAUAUAAUUAUAUGAUAUUUUACAUUUUUACAGAACAAAUUAUUAAUUAGCUAAAUAUUUUAUAAAUUUAUUUCAUUGUGUUGAUUAUUAUAAAUCUAUAUUAAGCUAUUAAUAUAUUUUUUAUUCAUUA